UAAGCUUAAAACCUUCAUAAAACAAAAAAAUCUUCCUCCGAAGCAGCAGCUCCUCUUCAGUUGUUGUGCCGUCGUCCCGCCAUCAGAUCGCAAUCAACGAGUUCGGCUUGUAGGUAAUUAUCACAAUUGAAGAAAUGGCAGAGUCUACUCAGAUGGAAGUUGAGACUGCAACAGGAGGAACUGUGUCAUUGCCUCCUAAACCAACCUUCAAGCCUUUGAAAGCGCAUGAAAUGUCUGAUGGUAAAGUUCAAUUCAGGAAAAUAUCUGUACCACCAAACCGAUACUCGCCUCUCAAGAAAGCAUGGUUGGAUAUCUACACACCCAUUUACGAUCAGAUGAAGGUUGACAUUAGGAUGAAUCUCAAAGCCCGCAAAGUCGAGCUUAAAACCCGAGCUGACACUCCCGACAUCAGUAAUCUCCAGAAGUCUGCGGAUUUUGUACAUGCUUUCAUGCUGGGUUUUGAUAUCCCUGAUGCUAUCUCUCUUUUGAGAAUGGACGAGCUUUAUGUUGAGUCUUUCGAGAUCAAAGAUGUGAAGACUCUUAAAGGUGAGCAUUUGUCUCGAGCCAUUGGGAGAUUGUCUGGUAAAGGAGGGAAGACAAAGUUUGCUAUUGAGAACUCGACCAAGACGAGGAUUGUGAUUGCAGACACUAGGAUUCAUAUUUUGGGAGCUUUCUCUAAUAUUAAAGUCGCAAGGGGUUCACUUUGCAGUCUUAUUAUGGGAUCUCCUGCUGGGAAAGUUUACUCUAAGCUCAGAUCUGUCUCUGCUAGAUUGAACGAAUAGUUUUGAAUGGUGAUAUUUUGCAACAUUAACUUGAUUUUUCGAGUGAUCUUUGUAAUGAAAUUUUGAAGAAACAAAUGUUAUGGUGUUCUUUAUAAAAUUUGUUGUGGGAUGCAAAUUGUUAUUUGAAUGCUGAUGUUGCUAUGGAUUCUUUUGAA
Messenger RNA from Arabidopsis lyrata subsp. lyrata, 937 nucleotides. Its product is annotated as RNA-binding protein pno1. The record is from RefSeq and is a predicted model, not a curated record. Bases 135 to 782 code for a protein of 215 amino acids. NCBI's taxonomy places the organism in Eukaryota, Viridiplantae, Streptophyta, Magnoliopsida, Brassicales, Brassicaceae. Gene Ontology annotation, molecular function: RNA binding. The transcript has 2 exons. Gene Ontology annotation, cellular component: nucleolus.